AUGUCUUCCUCCUCCGAAUCCUAUAACACUGUCGCCAUUUACCGGAUUGAAGUGAAUUCUCCCUGCUUGUGUCGCGAUCAGCCUGUGUUGAAGCUCAGAGAAGCUUGGAAGUCUAACAACCCAACUCGUUUCUUCUACAAUUGCGCAAAAUCAAUGUGGCUUGACCCAACAUUACCAAAACACUACAAGGAUACGAUAUGGAACAUGAAACUUAGGAUCGACGACCUUUUGGUUAGGAAUGGUCAAGUUGUUGAGCUGCAAAAGAAGGUGGAGAAGCACAAGCUUCUUAGGAAAGCUGAGAAGGAACUUGUUGAAGCUAGGAUCCAAGAACUACUCAUUGAGAUUGAAAGUCUGAAGAAGAUGUUGAAAAAUGUUGUUUUGAUUGCUCUGGUCUGCUUGUUGUUUGUGGUCAUGCACUUUUCGCUGGUCUAG
This is a messenger RNA of Lactuca virosa, 432 nucleotides long. The record is from the annotation of a GenBank genome assembly. Lineage: Eukaryota; Viridiplantae; Streptophyta; Magnoliopsida; Asterales; Asteraceae.